Molecule: messenger RNA, 1822 nt
Organism: Callorhinchus milii (elephant shark)
Lineage: Eukaryota; Metazoa; Chordata; Chondrichthyes; Chimaeriformes; Callorhinchidae
Gene: polm
Product: polymerase (DNA directed), mu
Exons: 11
Coding region: 1-1455 (484 amino acids)
Biological process (GO): double-strand break repair via nonhomologous end joining
Cellular component (GO): nucleus
Molecular function (GO): DNA-directed DNA polymerase activity; DNA binding
Source: RefSeq, a predicted model, not a curated record
AUGUACCUGGUGGAGAGGAGAAUGGGGAAGAGCAGGAGAGCGCUCCUCACACAGUUGGCCAGAAACAAGGGCUUCAGGGUGGACACUGAGCUCAGCGAAUCAGUUACCCACAUUGUGUCUGAGAAUAAUUCUGGGGAUGAGGUGUUGGCGUUCGUGGAGAAACAGAGCACGGUUAGUGGAGAGAGAUUGUCAGCGGCCGCUCUGGUGGACAUCACAUGGUUCACGGACAGUAUGGGAGCCGGGAGGCUCUUGGAGAUUGAAACCCGCCAUCGACUUCAGGUGAAGAGUGUCUUCAGCGCUGGUGCCAGUUCAGCUGCCAUCCCCACCUACGCCUGUCAACGGAGAACCACACUGAACAAUCACAACAAAGUGCUCACGGACGCGUUGAAGAUAUUGGCAGAAAAUGCAGAGUAUUAUGAGAGCGUCGGUCGGUAUCUGGCCUUCACCAGGGUCAGCUCCAUCCUGAAGUCUCUGCCUUACGCUGUGACCAGCGUGGACAGUCUGCGUGGGUUCCCUGGCCUGGGAGAACACUGCAGGAAGGUCAUUGAGGAAAUCCUCGAAGACGGAGUUUGCCAGGAAGUUGAGAGUGUGACACAGAGCCAGCGAUACCAAACUCUAACGCUCUUCACCAGCAUCUUUGGGGUUGGAGUGAAAACGGCCGAGAAGUGGUACAAGGAACAGCAUCAAACACUGGCUGAUCUCAGAGCAUCACAAAUCAGAUUUACUAAAGAGCAGCAAGUAGGGUUACAGUAUUAUGAAGACCUCACAACACCAGUAACGAGAGCAGAGGCCGAUAUGAUCAGAAAGACUGUAGAGGAAGCCGUGUAUAGAUAUUUACCCGGUGCUGUUAUCACCUUAGCAGGUGGCUUUAGAAGAGGGAAGGAAACCGGCCAUGAUGUGGAUUUCCUAAUAACUCACCCAGAGGAAGGCAAGGAAAAGGGUCUGGUUACCAAAGUGAUUCAGCACAUGGCCAGCCAGGGCCUGAUGCUGUACAGUGACGAGAUUGGGAACAGUUACCAGAAGUGCAGGAAGCAGGAAACCAGCAAGUUCGAUCACUUUGAGAGAUGUUUCACCAUCGUGAAGCUGAACCAGGAGCCGGUGAACGCUGCUGUGUCUGGCAAUGACUCCCGAGAGGGAGGGCAGGGUGCUGGGGGCCAGGGUGCUGGGGGCCAGGGUGCUGGCCACAGGCCUGAGGACAAACACUGGAAAGCUGUGCGAGUGGAUCUGGUCAUCGUUCCUAUCAGCCAGUUCGCCUACGCAUUGUUGGGAUGGACCGGCUCCCAGCUCUUUGAACGAGAACUCCGCAGAUACGCAAAGAACUGCAAGCACAUGAUUCUGACCAGCCACGCCUUGUACCACCCCCAGCAGAAUGAAUACUUCUCCGCUGCUGCAGAAGAAGAGAUCUUUGCUCACCUUGAACUGGACUAUAUUGCACCUUGGGAAAGGAAUGCUUGAUACACUAUGGCCAGACAGACAGACAGACAGACGCACUGUCAAUUGCUGGACACAGUGGCCCCUGUGGUAAGAGUGUCCAUACACUGACUGUGCCUGGCUCUGUGUCUGGCUUUGCACUGUGACCAGUGAGCUGUACGUUGACGAAAUUUGUUCAGCGUCUGAGGUUGUGGGAGACAACGCAAACGAGAGGACCCGGCUUCGAGGGUGAAACCUUAGGCAAGUUUCCUUAUUCCACGCACACGCCUCUGUUUACCAGCUGUAAGUAGGAACUCGGUUGUUAGUCAAUUAGUGGGUCGCUUUCCGAGGAUAAUAAUCGCUUCAAAAAUAAAUAAAUGAAUAAAUAAAUAAAAUAAUCAUUUGGUCACUC